Messenger RNA from Phasianus colchicus (ring-necked pheasant), 3637 nucleotides. It is a transcript of the gene UTS2, whose product is annotated as urotensin 2. NCBI's taxonomy places the organism in Eukaryota, Metazoa, Chordata, Aves, Galliformes, Phasianidae. The record is from RefSeq and is a predicted model, not a curated record. Gene Ontology annotation, biological process: blood vessel diameter maintenance; regulation of blood pressure. Gene Ontology annotation, cellular component: extracellular region. Gene Ontology annotation, molecular function: hormone activity.
UCAUCAUAAAGUUUUUUUUAGUUUGAAGUUUCUAGACAGAUAGGAUGCUUCAUAAGGAAUAAGGAUGAGGGACCAGUCCAGUGAGUUCUUCCUCUGAUAUUAAAAAAAUGAAAUUUUGCCUUCUCUACUUAAAAUAUGCCAGAUGGAAGGAAAGAAACUAACCUUAUGAGGUUAUGUAUUACAUAUGGCAGCUACUGCAUUUACUUUAAAGGCAAAAUGCAAACUGGAAAAGCAGCUAUCUGGUAUGCACAGAAUAAAGUAGUUACUUCCAAGUAAAGGAAACAGAAGAUGAAGCAGAAUGGAGAAAGGACUCCCAGUCUAAGGAGAGACCCGAGUUUAAUAUCAACCAAGGUAGUUUAUACGUAUCAAGUAAGUUUCCACAUAGAAGCUCUACUUUUUCUGCCAAGAUGAUUCUCCAGGGCUACACUGGAUAAAAUCAUCUCAAACAAAAUGAAAAGCUACAAGAAAGAAAGAAACAAGUCCCUUCCACUGUCAUUCUCUUUGUGAAUUAACUAGAUGUUUUAACUCCCCUUCUCUUUCACAUCAUCUGGCACAAGAUCCCCAAACACAAUACAUCCAUCCAUUUCACAAAAGAGGAGAAAAAAAGAAUAUUUCAUAUCAGAUGCUUUGCGUCAAGCCUGCUAAGGCUCAUAAAUCUUACUGCCCUGGUCAUUUCAACCAACGUCUGACCCUUUUGUUAACUCAUGAUUUAUAACUGGAAGUUAUUUUCUUUAUGCCAGAUUUAUAAACUUUACUGUGCUUGGUUUGAUAUAAUAUCCAUUUCGUACAUCAAGCUAUAAGACAGUAAAUUUAUUGUCCAUGAGGUGUUACCUUGAAAAAUUACAUCAAUGCAAAGUGGUUUCCAUUUACAAUCAAUAGACAAUAAAUUCAUUGGAUUUCUUUUUUGGGGGGGAGGGAAGGGGUAUGACCAUAUUUAUGAGGUCAUGAGUGGCUAUAUAAUGAGUGAAACAGGGAGCAGAGGCAACAGUCUGGAGUUCCGAAUUACAGGCGUUGACAAGACGAAAUAUAUUCAACAGAGCAACAAUGCAUAAGCUGGUAUUCUGCUGUCUCAUUAUCAUCAGCUUCUCCUGUCCUCUCUUUUCUCUCCCCGUCAUCAACGCCAGCGAGAUGUCUUAUCAACUCCCAGAUGAUGAAGAUUCAAGGCUAAAUCUGGAGCAGCUGGGCAGCUCAGAAAGUACCUCCCUGCCUCAGUUUCUGCAGGAGCUCUUGGGCACACUGGUUGAAGACAAUAAAGCAGGUCUUACCUCCAGCAGCUACAAUCCAAGGAAAAAUAUCAAAGAGACUUUCUAUGGAAAUCACCCACGAAUUGCUCUGCUGGGCCGCUUACUGAUGAAGGACAGGAAGCAGUACAAGAAACGUGGCAACCUUUCUGAAUGCUUCUGGAAAUACUGUGUGUAAACAGAACAAACCUCUCCAGACUUCAGCUGCAUAAUUUAUAUAUAUGUCUAAAACCAUGUACAUAAACUUGCUUGAUUUGAAAUCAGAAUGAAGAAAUUUGAAGAUAGCUCCUAACUUUAGACUCUACACUACCUGGAAAUUAAUAAAUGGUUGAUGUUUUGCAAAUAUUCUGUGAGCAGAGUAGUAUUUUCUUAGUUCAGCACAACCAGAUGAAAGUAAAGGUACUAAAUGAGAGAUAUGUAACACAAUGAGAACUCAGGCAGGAGAAACAUGAUUCUCAUGGGGUCCCAUGACACAUCCCUUUUCUUUCCCCCCCUCUAAAAGUAACCUCAACCACGUAUAAGUUCAGAAGCAAGAGGAAUUUCUCUUUCAUUAUUUGAUCCCUUGAUACAAUUGGAAGUGCUGGGAAGGAGGGGCUCUGAUAAAGCUAGUGAAGGACGGCAGCACAGCUGGUGCCCAGUCCCCUCCUGUCAUUCCUGAGGCAGCCCUUAUAAGAUAAGCACAUGUCAGGAUCAAGUGUCUAUUCCUACAACCUCUGGAAAUAUCACUCACAAAUACAGUUUGAACAAGUCUGUUUCUCAGCAGCAUCUUGACCAGCCCCAGCUGCUUAGGAAAACAUAAUUGCCAGUACAUAACAAAAGCUUUACUAAUUGUAGCUGAACAUUAUCAAGUACAGCAGAAUGUAAACAGUAGUGCUGUCAACAACAGGACUUCGAACUCAGAGUGCAAACUGUCAGUGGAGGAUGAGAAUGAGAUGACUUGACAGCAGAAUUCCAAUACCCAAGGAUAGUGAAGAAAAACUAUUGAAAAGCUUAAACAAGCCCAUUACAGAUGUUCAUGGUGAAAAUGAUAAACUGGGUCUCUUCUCAUUAGAGUGGUGGGCAUGAAAAGGGCUCCCCAGGGCAGGUGCCACAGCACCAAGACUCCUGGCGUUCAAGAAGCAUUAUGGACAGUGCUCUCAGACACAGGGUAUGAGUUUUGAGUGGCCCAGCGAGGAGCCAGAGGUUGUACCUGAUCCUUGAGGGUCCCUUCCAACAUGAGACAUUCUAAGAUUCCUUUGUUUCCUGAGCCCUAGCGUACUUUAUCUCAGUCCCAGGUACAUCCUAAUAGUAUUCGCAAUGAAUAAAGCUAAAGACUCAAGAAUUGUCUCUAGGCAAUAUCAGUCUUCAUGAUACACACCAAUAGUUUGAGCUGCAAAGUCCUACUUUGUUCACUUUGUGCUUCGCAUAAACCUCACACUAAUCAAGGUUCACAAAGCCUUAAUUAAACUUUGCCUACGAUACAUAUAACUGAGAUCAAUGUAGCAUAUACCUCAAAUCUCUACCCAUUCUGCUUAAACAAGGCCUACAGGCUCAGUAUAACUCGUUCACAUCAGAUAAGUCAUAAGAUAGAUGAAGCCAGCUGUAACAAAGAAAAAUGUCCCUACGAAUGCAGAGUAGCUGGAUGCACUGCACGGGUACUUCAAGCCUUCUGAACAUUUGUCUUCCUCUUACACAGUGCAGCAAGUCAGUGUCUGACUGGAAAUUACUCCUUCCCUGCCACCUCAUCAGUCAAUAAAAACCUGUAGGAAAAGGCUUCAAAUUUAUCUAAAUGAAUAACUAUUGAAGAUGAGGCAGGAAAAGGUGUCCAGCUUAUGAAGACUUGAAGAAAAACAACUGUUAAAGCUUAUUUCAGAGUGGCAAACAAACUAAAUAAGAUAAUGAAGAAAAAUAAUAAUGAAGCAUUGCAAGCAUUAAUGAGUUAUCUCCAGUGUCUGAGACCAGGGAGCCUGUCCAGCUCUUGACAGAGAAGCAGCAAACUCAGCUUCCCCCCAGUGCUGCUGUAACUACAGCUCUCGACAGCUUCCACCUCAGGCUUUCCUCCCUACAGGAGUGCAAGGAGGGCACUCCAGGCAAACUGAUCACUUUGGAUCGGCAAAUUGUUUCACUGCAAUUAAGAGCUUUCUUGCUCUAGAAGACACAUCUCUGAUAAUCCAUGAACUGUUUCUGUUUUCUCUAGAACACCAUUUUCAGCAUGGUGAGGCUCAAGUGCUCUCACCGUGUUUAUUAUUUACACUUCUCUAGCAAACUCAGGAAAGACAGAAGUUUUCAACUGUGCACACCAAAGCUGAGCACUUCACACAUCCAGUAAUAAUCCUUUACAUUCAAGGUGUGCGUGCCCUCCUUCCUGGGACGCAUUCAGAAACAAAACAGCAUAUCCUGAAAAACAACGCACAAAA